GUUGACGCGGGCGGCAAUCGGUCAGGUCAGCAGCGUGUGGACGUUUGAAUUUCCGAGAGAAGAACAAAAAAGUGCUGAGUUUGUUUGUUUCCUUUGGUUUGAAAAAGUGGCAGUUGGGAAGAAACAUAGCAGGCGCUUCAAGCAGAGUGGAUCAAAUUAUAAAUGAGAAUGAUGAAUACUGCCAAUUAUCGACGCCUAAUUAGCCGCCGCUCAUCAUCGUCGUCGUCAUGGAAAUGGAGUUUGCUGUUGUUGGUUGCUUUGAUCGGACUUCAAAAGCAAUCCCACGGGGCCUCCUUUGAUCUCGCAGGUGAUGGGAAUGGCGAAUUGUUUGAAUACGAGUACAACGUUGUGUAUUACGAUGAGGAAUCAACUGCGGAAAGCACCACGGUGACAGAGCCUUCAGUGACGGUUACGACCGAACCGGUGACAGAACAGGAGAAGGUGGAGGAAGUGACGUUGACGACUGAGCCGGAGGCUGUUGCUGCGAACGAUUUCUAUUGCCAGAAGGAUCUGUGCUUGCAGUAUGAUUUCACCGGACAGUUGGUAGCCAAGAAGCACGUGGCAUGCGGUCACGAUGGAUCGUUUGCGGAGGAUUGUCCGACAGGGCGUACACUGUUCAAGAUCGAUCCUCAGAUUAGGAUGUUUCUCAUUCACUUGCACAACGAGGCGAGAAACCGGCUGGCCAAUGGGUCUGUGAGCGGUUUCGAGAGUGCACUGCGGAUGCCUACUGUGGAAUGGGAUGAUGAACUUGCAGAGUUAGCGGAACUAAACGUUAAAAGCUGCCAGUUUAAGCAUGACGAGUGCAGAAAUACUGAUUUGUACCGACAAGCUGGUCAGAAUCUGGCCCUUGGGUACUAUCCGGUUCCGGAAGACAUAUUCGACAUUUUGGAAAAGUUGACGAACCUGUGGUUUAACGAGUACAAGGAUGCAAAUCAGCAAGUGAUGGACGAAUACGAUAAUCUGCCAAACGCCACGAUUGGCCACUUCACGCAGAUGGUGAGCGAUCGGACCACCAAAAUCGGAUGCGGAAUCGUCAUCUACCCGAAAAAGGUUUCCGGAUUCACGUUCAAAGUGGUGCUGUACGCGUGUAACUAUUCAAUCACGAGCAUUUUCGGCCAACCGGUGUAUAGGAAGGGCCCUGCAGCGGCCAGUUGCGUCACCGGUGCCAAUCCGUACUACGAAAGUUUAUGCAGCGUGGAGGAGAACCAGUUUGUCAAAUCGGUGCCGUUUUACGAUGUUUAAGAGUUUCGUUGUUCAUUUGUUAUGUUAUAUCGUUAGAAUAAAAGCCAUUUUACUCCUAUCUCCUACCUCCAACCAUUUAUUUAAACGUUUACGUUAGCAAUUAUACAGAUAUUUGAACAAUUUAAUUAAGAGUACAUACAGACUUAUGCAGAAUAUGUAAUUUUCAACUAAAAAUUUACUUAUUCGAAACACAAAGUUGAAAA
Aedes aegypti (yellow fever mosquito) is the source of this 1445-nucleotide messenger RNA. RefSeq names its product venom allergen 5. The transcript is spliced from 4 exons. Lineage: Eukaryota; Metazoa; Arthropoda; Insecta; Diptera; Culicidae. The record is from RefSeq and is a predicted model, not a curated record. Bases 163 to 1242 code for a protein of 359 amino acids.